Molecule: messenger RNA, 2578 nt
Organism: Rhododendron vialii
Lineage: Eukaryota; Viridiplantae; Streptophyta; Magnoliopsida; Ericales; Ericaceae
Product: L-type lectin-domain containing receptor kinase SIT2-like
Exons: 1
Coding region: 108-2147 (679 amino acids)
Biological process (GO): protein phosphorylation
Cellular component (GO): plasma membrane
Molecular function (GO): ATP binding; protein kinase activity; carbohydrate binding
Source: RefSeq, a predicted model, not a curated record
AAGAAGAAUCUAAUCUUCCAAACAAAACUAACCAUCCAUUGCUGCAAGCAAGAAGCUCUUCCGAAUUUACCCAAAAAAACAAAAAAGAAGCUCUUCCCGACAUUAUUAUGACUUCCAAAGCAGUAUCGGUUUAUUUUCUGAUACUUUCAUAUGUUUGCUUGAAUACCUUGGUCAUAGCUGUAGAUGAAAACCAGUUCGUAUACAAUGGCUUCAAUGGAACCAAUAUUCUCCUUGAUGGGGGUGCAAAAAUCCAUUCCAAUGGACUUUUGCAGCUAACCAACAGUUCAAUAUUUCAAAUCGGUCGUGCUUUCUACCAGCGUCCUGUAAGAUUUUACACAUCUUCGUCCAUGUUAACCCAAGAUCUUUCAUUUUCCACCCAUUUUGUUUUUGCCAUUGUUCCUGAGAGAGCAAAUCUGAGUGGUGAUGGAAUGGCCUUUGCGAUCUCACCAUCUUUGAACUUCACCCAAGCCCAAGGAGGCCAGUAUCUUGGGCUCUUCAAUUCUUCUGACAAUGGGCUCCGUUCCAACAAUCUGUUGGCAAUUGAGCUCGAUACCUUUCAGAAUCAUGAAUUCAAUGAUAUAGACGGUAACCAUGUUGGAAUUGAUGUUAACAGCUUCAUAUCAAAUGUAUCUGCGACAGUCACGUAUUACUCCAACGAGGAAGGAAUUAACCGGAGCUUGGAUCUUAUAAGUGGUAGUCCAACGCAAGUUUGGAUAGAGUAUGAUGGGUUUGAGAAUGUACUCAAUGUUACACUAGCUCCUAUUUCAAGCCCAAAACCAGAUCAGUCUCUCCUGUCAACACACAUCAAUCUUUCUUCAAUUCUGUUGGAUUCCAUGUAUGUUGGUUUCGCUGCUGCAACGGGAAUAGCUUCCGGGAACCACUAUAUUCUUGGUUGGAGCUUCAAUAAAAGUGGGAAAGCACAGGGCCUAGAAAUUUCAAAGCUUCCUUCACUUCCUCGUCAAAGAAAACCCAGUCGAGGAAUUACAGGUCUAAGAAUAACAGUGUCAGUGACAAUAGUACUCGUCGUUGGGCUGACCAUCACAAUUGCAGGGACAUUUUACGUGUUGAGGAGGAAAAAGUAUGAAGAAAUACGUGAAGACUGGGAGAGGGAAUAUGGCCCUCAUAGGUUUUCCUAUAAGGAUCUCUUCAAAGCUACCAGAGGUUUCAUUGACAAAGAGCUUCUUGGAGUAGGAGGUUUUGGAAAGGUUUAUAGAGGAGUACUUCCCUAUUCGAAGGAACAAGUUGCAGUCAAGAAAGUCUCCCAUGAUUCAAAACAAGGGAUGAAGGAAUUUGUGGCUGAAAUUGCUAGCAUAGGAAGGCUAAGGCACAGGAACUUGGUGCAGCUCCUUGGCUAUAGCCGGCGGAAGGGAGAGCUGCUCUUGGUCUAUGAUUAUAUGCCGAACGGAAGCCUUGACAAGUUCCUAUUUAGCAAUGAAAAGCCAAUCCUCAAUUGGGCACAACGUUAUCAUAUCAUCAGAGGAGUAGCAUCCGCCCUUCUAUAUCUGCACGAAGAAUGGGACCAAGUUGUUCUUCACAGAGACGUUAAGGCUAGUAACGUUCUCUUGGAUGCUGAUCUAAACGGAAGGCUAGGGGAUUUUGGGCUUGCUAGAUUAUACGAUCAUGGAGCAAACCUCAAAACUACCAAUGUUGUGGGGACAAUUGGGUACCUUGCUCCAGAGCUUUCUACAACUGGAAAGUCAACCACAAGCACUGAUGUGUUUGCUUUUGGUGUAUUCAUACUUGAAGUAGCUUGCGGAAGGAGGCCCAUAGAGCCACAACAGUCGCCUGACGAGGUUGUUUUGGUUAGUUGGGUUUUAGAGAAAUGGAAGGAGGGAGCGAUUCUCGAGACAAGUGAUCCUAGAUUGGGAGGAGAUUAUUUGGAGGAGGAAAUGGAGUUGGUUUUGAAACUAGGCCUGCUUUGCUCCAAGUCCGAUGUAGCAACCAGACCUAGCAUGCGCCAACUGAUACAAUACCUUGAUGGAGAUGUCCUGUUGCCGGAGAUGAUUCAUGUCAGCACAAGUAUUGGUACACUAGGUCUCGGUAAUGAAGCAUCUUCUACAUUUGUCAGUCCAGUUCUGUCAUCCAUUGUGAAGUCUUCUUCUCUCUCCAUAUCUAGCACAGAGUCGAUACUCAAUAGCGGUCGGUAAAUUAGGAAGUUUGUAGCGCCUUGGAAAUGCUUGAUCAUGGUUUUGUUUUUUGGAGGAAAGGCAAGAAGUGUUGGUUUGUUAAGGGGAGUUAGAAGAGUGAACCUAAGACAGGAUGAACUUGGAACAAGCAUGCAACCGCUUGGGCUAGCUCGCAAGUUCAUAGUUAUAAUGUGUGAGACUAAAUAGAAGGAUAGCUGAUAUUGGGUGAAGGAGACAUAAGUACUUCAAAUUUCGGUUAGGAAGAUAGUGGAAUAUUACUGAUAUUGGUGUAUAUAUAUGAGCAUAUGUAUCAUGUAUGUUAAAUUCUGCAGCUUCUAUAGCCCACUUUCUUCAACUUUCAUGUAUCGAAUCAUUCGCUAAUAUCUUCUUUCGAUAUAUUUGUGUGUACAUACCUUGAUUUGGUUGCCCAAGUGUGCCCAUGUAGUCUGGUC